UCAGGAAAGAGUGGCAUUCCUCUAUAUAAUAGAUACAUUGAGAAGUGCAACAGCUUCAGCAAAUCACAGAAUAGCGGCUAAAUGAAACACUGUAGGAGUUUGGGUAACCAAAAACUCUGUUGCUAAAUUCUUUUACAGGAAGUGCUGUGUUUUAUUUUUUGCAACAGCCUAUCAGGUAGAUCUUCAAACCUGCAUAUUGGUACAUAUUUUUUUAAGCCUUUAUCCACCGGUCAGAGGACUAACCUGAAGUUGGAGCUACACACCAAGAUGAUCAGAAUCGGGGUUGUUGUGGUAUUAUUCAGUACAAUAUAUGUGACACAAUGCAACAAUGUUCCGCGGCAUUUUCAAGUUCAGCGGGUUCAAAUUGGUGACCAAGUGAUUCUCAACUGUGUUUUCUCAAAGCAAGUAUACAAUGAGGGAAACGUGUUCUGGUUCAAGCAAGUAACAGGGCAAAUUCCUCAGGUUGUUGCAAAGAUUCAGAAAAAUCAGUCAAGGCCUGAAAUGCACAAGGAAUUUAGAAAUUCACAUCUUAGUAUGGAGAAGGCUGAAGCUGACGGGAUAUAUCGUCUUACAAUCCAAAAGAUGGAACCAACGGAUGCAGCUGUUUACUAUUGUGUCUAUAUCACAGACUGUGAAGUCAACUUUAUCAAUGGAACUUUUUUAGUAUUAAAAGGCAAGAAUCCCCAGAGGUCUGAUUACAAGACCGUGUUACAGAGGUCAGUUUCUGACCCAUUCCACCCUGGAGAAAAUGUGACUCUGCAGUGUACAGUGCUCUCUGAGGCCUGUACAGGAGAACACAGUGUGUACUGGUUCAGAAUUGGAUCAGGAGAAUCCCAUCCAGGAGUCAUUUACACCCCUGGGAACUGGAGAGAUGAGUGUCAGAAGAGCCCUGAGACUCCCUCUCCUACACAGAGCUGUGUCUACAGCCUCUCCAAGAACAACCUCAGCCCACCUGAUGCUGGGACUUACUACUGUGCUGUGGCCAUAUGUGGGGAGAUCCUUUUUGGCAAAGGAACAGAAUUGGACCUGGCCAGUAACACGGAAGUGAAUGUGUCAGAAAUGGCUCUGGUAGUGGUUGUUGUAGGUUUGACAGUGGCGUUGGUGUUGUGUGGGAUUGGGAUCAUGUUCCUUGUCUGCACCAGACGAAAAGAGCAAAUCUGUGAAAAUUGCAAAGCAGUGGGUGCCUCUCAGGUUGGCAGACAUGACAGAUUACAUGGAGAACAGGAUCAAGAUGGAGAUACGUUGAAUUAUGCUGCAUUGAAUUUCUCUGAGAAGAAAACUAAAAGAGGGAGAAAGAAGAGAGAGAUGCCACAGGAGAGAGUGUACUCUGAUGUCAGGUGUUAAGGCUAGGACGAACUUAGCUUAAUCAUUCUAAAAUGUAGUGUUAAUAAUACUUUUUGUCUUUUAAAUGUGUUAGUCAGUGCCCCUUGUACAAAGAGAAUUAGAAAAUAUGAGAAUUUGACAAAUGUAAUAAAUGUUUGAUAAAAAUCAUGAUCAAUCAGAACACAAAUUAACUAAUUGAAAGAAGAGCAAUAGUUUUUCUAAAAAGGGACAUGUUUCUCUAAAAAACAUAUUUUAGUAUUUUGUUUAUUAGUCCAGUGUUGAUACAGUCCCAAACAAUUGUGCAUGUCAGCGGUUAACAAAAUAGAGCACUUUCUGUAAACAUCUAAUAUUGUGUGAUGAUCUUGUGUUUUGAAUCAUAUGCACUUUAAAUCAUCGUCAUCAUCAUCACACUUUUAGCUUUGUACUGAAAGUGCUCUGGUGAUACAAGACAAACAUAUUGUGUUCUGCUGAAGCUCUUUUUUCAUUCUUGCUGUUUGGAUGAGAAAGUAAAUGGUUGUACAGCUAAGGGCCGGUGCUCUAGGGCUGUGUGGGUGGCUGUUUGAGUGAAACAGGUGUGGAGGAGAAGCAACCAGUGUAAUAGCACAGCCAUCUCAUUUAUUGACGCCUAAAGUUAAGAACAUAAAAAGAGCCUACCCAGAUGCAUAGGUUCUGCCUGGUCUUAUAAACUAGACUUAGGUCUUAUAAACCCUAACCCAUAGUCUACCUAACAUUAGCCAGCUAGCUAACAUUAGCGUUAGCCAACUAGCCACCUAGCUAAUGUUAGCCUCAACAAAUUUUUAUUUUGUAAAUUAUUGUAUGUUUGCAAAUUCAUAACAUAUCAUACAAAUUGUAACUCGUAACAUGUCAAUAAAAAUAGAUGAUGGACAUCGACAAAGUAAUUCAUACAAAAUUGAUUGGACUGAUGAUGGUAUCAAACCAAUUCCCUUUUCGCACUAUGAG
Molecule: messenger RNA, 2283 nt
Organism: Oncorhynchus kisutch (coho salmon)
Lineage: Eukaryota; Metazoa; Chordata; Actinopteri; Salmoniformes; Salmonidae
Exons: 6
Coding region: 268-1344 (358 amino acids)
Biological process (GO): response to bacterium
Source: RefSeq, a predicted model, not a curated record